GUGUGUGUGUGUGUGUGUAGGGGGAGAGGGCGGGGACAGUAACGUCAACCCCCACCCUGCCUCCUUUUCUUUUUUCCCUUCCUGCAAAAGGCGCACAAGUCUUCCACCCUACCCCACCCCCGCCCACCAGCAAUCCUUGGGGCUCUGGGCAACAGCCAGGUUAAGCCCAUUUGCACUGAGAAAUUGGCGCUGUUUGGGAGAAGAGAAACAGAUCGAUUGCCCUUGUGACUCCCCGCCCCGCCACCCCAGCCCAGCCCGCCCCCCGCGUUCCUCGGCCCUCCUCCGCCACCUCCCGCACCCCGCCUCCUCCCCUCCCCGCCCCCAAGCCUCUCACUCGACGCAGGCCGGUGCGAGGCCCCCUCCGGAAGGUGAGCGGGAUGGAUUGGACUUCGGCGGAGAACGCGGGUGUCUCGAAGUGGUGCUAAUGGGAAGAGAUUUCUGCUCCCCAAAGAAGAUGCGCUGCCACAAAGAGCGGCUUGCGCGCCGGCCUGGGCUCUAGCCCGGGAGACAUCCCGGGAGAACUCUGAGCUCGGAGCGCUCGGCGAAGACCCGGGGCAACAUGCCUGUUCGCAGGGGGCAUGUGGCACCGCAAAACACCUUCCUGGGGACCAUCAUACGGAAAUUUGAAGGGCAGAAUAAAAAAUUUAUCAUUGCAAAUGCCAGAGUGCAGAACUGUGCUAUCAUCUACUGCAAUGAUGGCUUCUGUGAGAUGACGGGUUUCUCCAGGCCAGAUGUCAUGCAGAAGCCGUGUACCUGUGACUUUCUCCAUGGGCCUGAGACCAAGAGGCAUGAUAUUGCCCAGAUUGCCCAGGCGCUGCUGGGGUCAGAGGAGAGGAAAGUGGAGGUCACCUACUAUCACAAGAAUGGUUCCACUUUUAUUUGUAACACUCACAUAAUCCCAGUAAAGAACCAAGAGGGUGUGGCUAUGAUGUUCAUCAUUAAUUUUGAGUAUGUGACAGAUGAAGAAAAUGCUGCCACUCCAGAGAGGGUCAACCCGAUAUUACCAGUCAAGACUGUAAACCGGAAACUUUUUGGGUUCAAAUUUCCUGGACUGAGAGUUCUAACAUACAGAAAACAGUCCUUGCCACAGGAAGACCCGGAUGUGGUAGUUAUUGAUUCUUCUAAACACAGCGAUGACUCUGUGGCCAUGAAGCACUUUAAGUCUCCCACGAAAGAAAGUUGCAGUCCCUCUGAAGCAGAUGAUACGAAAGCCUUGAUACAGCCUAGCCAGUGUUCUCCCUUAGUGAACAUAUCAGGACCUCUGGACCAUUCCUCUCCCAAAAGACAAUGGGACCGCCUCUACCCUGACAUGCUGCAGUCAAGUUCCCAACUAACACACUCCAGGUCAAGGGAGAGCCUCUGUAGCAUACGGAGGGCAUCUUCAGUUCAUGAUAUAGAAGGGUUCAGUGUCCACCCCAAGAACAUAUUUAGAGAUCGACAUGCCAGUGAAGGACCUUUUAAUCAUAUCAAGUCAAGCCUGCUGGGAUCCACAUCAGAUUCAAACCUCAAUAAGUACAGCACCAUUAACAAGAUCCCACAACUCACUCUGAAUUUCUCAGAUGUCAAAACAGAAAAGAAGAAUACAUCCCCUCCUUCUUCAGACAAAACUAUUAUUGCACCCAAGGUUAAAGAAAGGACACACAACGUGACCGAGAAAGUAACCCAGGUUCUUUCUUUGGGAGCAGAUGUCUUGCCAGAAUAUAAGCUGCAGACGCCACGCAUCAACAAAUUUACAAUAUUGCACUACAGUCCUUUCAAAGCAGUCUGGGAUUGGCUUAUUUUACUCUUGGUCAUUUAUACUGCUAUAUUCACCCCCUACUCUGCAGCAUUUCUCCUCAAUGACAGAGAGGAACAGAAAAGGCGAGAAUGUGGCUAUUCUUGUAGCCCUUUGAAUGUGGUAGACUUGAUUGUGGAUAUUAUGUUUAUUAUAGACAUUCUAAUAAACUUCAGAACAACCUAUGUAAAUCAGAAUGAAGAAGUGGUAAGUGAUCCUGCCAAAAUAGCAAUACACUACUUCAAAGGCUGGUUCCUGAUUGACAUGGUUGCAGCCAUUCCUUUUGACUUGCUGAUUUUUGGAUCAGGUUCUGAUGAGACAACGACACUAAUUGGUCUUUUGAAGACUGCACGACUCCUGCGUCUUGUGCGCGUAGCCAGGAAACUGGACCGAUACUCAGAAUAUGGUGCGGCUGUUCUAAUGCUCUUGAUGUGCAUAUUUGCCCUGAUUGCCCACUGGCUGGCUUGCAUCUGGUAUGCGAUUGGGAAUGUAGAGAGGCCCUAUCUGACUGACAAAAUUGGAUGGUUGGAUUCCUUAGGAACACAAAUUGGGAAACGUUACAAUGACAGUGACUCGAGUUCUGGACCGUCCAUUAAAGACAAAUACGUCACGGCACUUUAUUUUACCUUCAGCAGUCUAACCAGUGUAGGAUUUGGAAAUGUGUCUCCUAACACCAAUUCGGAGAAAAUCUUUUCCAUUUGUGUCAUGUUGAUUGGCUCUCUAAUGUAUGCGAGCAUUUUUGGGAACGUUUCUGCAAUUAUUCAAAGACUGUACUCAGGAACUGCCAGGUACCACAUGCAGAUGCUGAGAGUAAAAGAGUUCAUUCGCUUCCACCAAAUCCCCAACCCUUUGAGGCAACGGCUUGAGGAGUAUUUCCAGCAUGCAUGGACUUACACUAACGGCAUAGACAUGAACAUGGUAAGUAUUUCUGUUUCCCAAAACAGAGUCUCUGCAGGCAUUACAGCUGUAGUGAAAUGAAAGGCCAAUCUCACCAGCUUUGAGCCCUGUGCUUUUGUUUCCUUCUCUUGGAUGUUUAUUUUUCUCCCCUGGAGAUAGUGUCUCAUUCUCAAUUCAUGGCAUUGCAUGGUGCUAUAUCUAGUUAUACUGUGUGGCAAAGGCAUUAUAACGUGAUGCAAACUGAUAUAACUAUGUGUCAUAGAGUUCCCACCUCCAAUUAAAGGACACAUUGUCUUAGCUAAAACUCAGGCCUUCGUGGUACGGCCUGGUUAUAAACAAACAAACAACGAACAACAACAAGGUAGUUGAAUCCAUGUGCAAUUUGAUUUGUAAAAUGAGCUGCGACAUUCUGAUGACCCUAAGCAGAGAUCCGAGACUAACAUAUUUAUUUUUUGAAGUAGGACAUCAUGAAUACUUGUAGGAAAGAUUAGAAAUUUUUAAGUAAGUCAAAAAGCAGGAAGUUUCAUGCUUCCCUUUACAAUUAAUUAUAUUCCAUUUCAGAAUCCUUUGUUUAAUGACUCUUUCUGCUAAAGAGGGAGAAUAAACAAGUUGAUAUUUUAAAAUGGAGAAGAACACUUCUUACAAAUACCUCCUGAAACACUGCACAAAAAUCAGCAUAGUUAAGAUGAAUGGUUCUAAAGAGCUCUUUUUAGGAUCAAGAGGGUGGUUCCCAUUACUUUCCUUGUUAUUUGCCUUUGGAGACCCAAUGCUACAGAUACACUAUGCAGCAAAGUCAAUCCCCACUACAUAUUACAGAGCCAUAGGAAAAGACAGAACUAUGGUGCAUCCUCACAGCCCUCCUGUUCUGAAAAUUCUUCUGAAAACAAAUAGUUCAUAUUUAAUAAUUCCAUCAAUUACAUAGUAUCAUUUUUGUGGGAGUGUAUAUGUAUAGCUUAGAUUGCUAUUUUUCAUUUGACCAGAGUUGAUCUAACAAAAAGACAAUGGAUCAAAUUUAGAAAUCAUGGUGAAGGUCAUUGAGCAAUUACUGCCAACUCAAAGACAUGUCUAUAUAGGGAUAAUUUUUUAUCAUAGCUGCAUGUGAUUUAUUUGACUGAGAGAUAAAAAUCAUAUUAUCAUAAAAAUUUUAAUUUGAAGAAACAAAUGAGCAAGCACAUUUUAGCCAAAAAUGGAGGAGCUCAAGUCCAUGAGCUGAUAUUUUCAGUUGUCCCAAGGUUCAUGGUGAAAACUCCACUUAAUAAAUUGAUCUCUUAUGAGAUGAUUUUAAUUUUCCAAGAAAGAACACCUAUAUAUUGGCUGCUUUUAUAAACUGUUAUUGUGGUUGUUUAACGAAGAUACCAGUAUUCAAAACCACUGGGGAAUUUUUAGUGCUGGGCUGUCUUAAGCAGUGUCAAGAACUUGUAAUUAAAAUAUGUGUCACUCAGUUUUAUUGUUCCAUACUGCCAGAGUAUUUCAAUAACAGGAGUAAAGCAGUCAUCUAUUUUACUUUCCUUCUCCAUAACAUCUAGAUCUAUGACCAUUUUUUGUGAUAAAAUAUUUUGUGACAACUAUUUACCUGCCAUUGUUUGACUCUAUUACCUAUAAAUAUGGUUUAUAUACCCCUUGCCUAUUUACAAUGUACUUAUGAAAGAUUUAUCUCUUUCCUGUCUGCUUCACACCUUAACACACGGAAUCACAACACCCACCGGUAAGAACAGGAGGUAUUUAUAUCCAAUUUAAUUCUCGUGUAAACUGUGGAGAAUACCCUUGGUAUCUGUCAGGGUUAGAGCUUGUUAAGUGAUUUUCAGUGUUAGAUCUAAUCUUUUUUGCAUGAUGUAGCAGAGGAGAUACAAAGCAAGAAGCUGGGGAAGAUAACAUGGAAGAGGCCAAGUAUAGAACAGAAAGAAAAAAAAAAACUCCUUUUUAGUAACAACUUGACCUCCAACAAUGUUUAUGUCCAGUUUCCUACUCCCCACAAAAAAAAAAAAAAAAAAAAAAAUUACCUCUCUGCCCCCAUUCCCACGCUGGUAGAGGUUAUGGGUAUACGGUUUGCAUUAGAUAAUUGUCAUAAAGAAAAUUCAUUCUCUUUCAUCAUCCUCUUUUCAUGAUGUAGGUGCUUUCUCUUCUAAUCAUCUGCAUGCCAGUAUUACAUGAUCCUGGAGCGUGUAAGCUCUAAGCCAUGUGCCGCUGAGACUUGCAUGUGGUUUUGAAAACUUGACUUUGCACGAACUUCUUGUUUGUACAUGGUGUCUACAUUUUCAUUUUGUGACUGCAAAGUGAGUAAAAGAAAAAAGAAAAAGAAAAGAAAAAGAAACUCAGUUAACUCGGAACACCACGUAGAAGAUGUUAUGUAAUGUUAAACAUGAUGUGUAGAACAAAGUUGACUAGCAGAAAGCAACUGUAUAUUAGACUGUUGAGAGGUUAAAAAAAAAGUCCUUUCUUUUUUAACCUCCAAAACCACACUGUUAAAGAUUCUUGUGUCUUGUCAAAUUAUUGUUGGUAGAAUUAUAAUUUAAUAACAGUUGAAAGUUACCUAGUUUGUGUAUCAUGAUACAUAAAACUACAUCAAACUGUUGUAUUUUACAUCAACAUUCCAUAUUAUUUCAUUUAAGUAUAAACUUAAAUAUAAUUUACCAUGAGACAUUUCAGGUCAUUUUUACUGUUCAGUCAUUUUCAAAUAAAGUAAAGUUUCUGAACACACAGUUAGUUUGCCUAAAAUUAUUUCAUUAUCUAAACAUUUGAUUGCUUAGCAGACCACCAAAACAGUAAAUAAUUGACCUAAAAAUGGGGCUAUAUUCCUUAGCCCUUCUAUCUUUUACUUUUCAUAUGCGUUAUUGCUAGAAUGUUCCAGAACAGAAAAAAAUUAUGGAUUCCCUUUCAUUUGAGUCAAAAUAGCCCAGAGUACAAUAGGAAAGGGUCAAGCAAAGAAAGGUAGUAAAAGGGACAUGUUCUUCAGAGUCUAGCUUCAGCUUGGGGACUGUACAAUUGUCUCAAGUAUGUGUACACAUUAAUUCCUGAAGAUAUUUUUUCUUCUGCAUACAGAAAUUGGACCAGUUAGCAAUAAGGAAAUGUUUUCUCAAGUUAGAUCUAAUAGUAUUUCAAUGAAUGUCCCCAAGUCAAAGCCAUCUCUUGAUCCAGUCUAAAAUUUCUGGUUAGCCAACAUUAUUUUGGAGUGAAUGCUACCAAAAAAUCAAUAAAUAAAAAUAAAAAUUGUUUUCUGUGUAAGUGUUAGAUCCAGUAAACUAAGAUCACACUUGAGAGCUAGGCUUGAAUGAAGAAGAGCUCUGAUGGUCCAACUGUCCGUUAUCACAACAGGAAGUAAACAUUAUAAUUUUAAUAUUAGCAUGGAAGAUUAUGUGCAUUUAGUGGAGGAUUUUUGCUUUCCCUAAAAAUUUGUGCUACUCCAACAACCAACUAAGGGCUGAAAAACAGGAAAAAAUCAGAGGACCUUGACACUUAUUCUCAGCAUGCCACCAUUCUUGUGCAAGUCACUUAAUCUUUCUGUAGCUUCAAUAAGCUCGCCACUUAUAAACAUUGAAAAAGGCAUCUGUAUUCAAGUAAAAUAUAUGCUUCAUAAUCUAUCUGCUGCCUAUGCCGCCCGUUCCCUGUAGGAGGAAUCUGCGCCUUCCUUGUGGAAAAGCUUGCAUUGAAUAUUGUUCCGAUUCCCAUCUACAAAGUGGACGUUAGAACUGUUCAUUGUAGAGAACACAAUUCCAGGAAACACACACAGGAGGUCAGGGCCACACUGAAUUAUUCAAUUCAGGAACAUCUUUAUUUAGUUGAUUUCAGGAUGGACAGGAUGGAUAAAGAUAAGUGGAUUGUUGUUAGGAUUGCUUAGGGAAAUAAAAUUUGAGAAAUGAGUAUAGAAAGUAUCUGGACUUAUAGUACAGAUAAGAAAUAAAUUCUCCAGAAAGGUGAACAGAAAAAAACCACUUUGAACACAGGUAAGGAGAAAAAUUGAUAAGGGGGUGAGGAGGUCCCUAGAGGUAUCCAGGCACGGAGGCAAGCCAGGCAGAGAUAAGAAUAAAAACCAGGUGCAGAUGACUCCAUCAACCUGUAUCAGACUUCAAAAGAGUCUAAUAACAGCAGGUUUAUUCCAGUGUACUUAAGCCCAGUAUAAUUAAAAAAAAAUAUAUUCUGGCACAAUAAAAUCCUUGCUGUAUGAAGAAAGUGUAAUUACACUAAAACUCAAUUCAUGAUACAUAUCACUUCUUCUAGAGAAUGAGUUCUAGAUGUGAUACCUGCCCUAGCUUAAGGGCCUAAGGGUCUGGACUGGUCUCAGUCAUACAGAUAGCAUAGAAGUCAUUUGGUCUAUGAGUCAUAUGUGGACCUUGUUGUCUGAGCUUGGGGAAUCUUCAGGCUAUUAGGGUCCUUUAAAUUACUAGCCCCCUCUGGUCUUAUUUGUAGAAGCUUGAUAUGGCCUGGCCCAACAGAUAAUGCAGAUCACAAAGCUAAGAAUAACUUCCAAUUCUUAGCUUUAUCAUGGAACAUCAGAGUAUUCGGUUUUCCCCAUUGGAAAGACAAAUCCUGUGUGCUUAACGUUCUUGGUUUCUCUGGAGAUCUGUGGGCACAAGUACCUUUGUGCUGUGCUCCCAAUAAGGGGGCAUGAUGCCUUUCAGGAAUGGAGAAAACUCCUCGCCAGCACUGUACUACAUGUUCUAAGCUCCACAUUAACUACACUCUAGAUGAAUGGUGAAGAGGGUGGAGAUGUAUCUAAAAGCAGAGCUGUACAAGUAGAGGCUUUAAAUAUUGCAAUGAAGAGUCAGCCUCAGAGGCUAAACAUUUUUCCAAACACAGUGGUAUUCUGUGUGACAUAGCAUGCUUCUUAAAAGAUGUAACAUAUAAACACAAAGUAGAACAAUGGUUGAUUAAUGACAAACUGUUUAAAACAGAAUAGAGACCCUUAUUUCAUGGGACUGCUGUGAUUUUCUUUCAAGACAGAGUUUCUCUCUGUAGCCCAGGCUGUCCUAGAAAUCACUUUGUAGACCAGGCUGGCCUCAAACUCAGACAUUCCCUGAUUCUGCCUCUGGAGUGCUAGGAUUAAAUGCAUACUCCACCACGCAACUGGGACUAGUGAUAUCUCUAAAAUAUAUUUUAAUCAAAAAUUUAUGUUCCUCAUUUUCAUAUCUCUUCUAGUUUUUCAAUGACCUGACAGAGUAGCCUCCAGUACUAGUAUUGCAGUGAUCUCUGCCUUCAUCAUCAAAUUGUGCUCAAGGCAAAUCCCAUUUGGGGCAGCAGAAAGAUCAGCAAAUCAGCCUCCAAAUCAUGAAGACUUGAGUUCAAUCCCCAUAGCAUAUUAAAAAGAAAGAAAGAAAGAAAGAAAGAAAGAAAGAAAGAAAGAAAGAAAGAAAGAAAGAAAGAAAGAAAGAAAGAAAGAGAAGGAAAUCAAAGGUAGUGGUUUCUACUUAUGACUCCACCACAGAUAGACUCUCCAGUCAGCUUGCUCAGCCUACCAGGUACAUUUCAGGCUAAUUAGAGAGCCCUGUCUCAACAAACCAAGUGGACAGUAGCUGCAGGCUGACCUACAAGUUUAACCUCCAGUCUCCCAAAGCAUGAGCACACAUGCACAUUCAUUCCUGCAUGCACACACACAAACACACUGAGAUAAAACCAUUUUUUCUGGACCGUUAAUUAAAAUUUUUCACAUGUGAUAGUCUUUGAUGUUCAGAUCAUACUUUUUGACAGAUCACAGUGAAGUGCAAUGGUGGGGACCUGUGCUAGUUCUCAUUACUGAAAUCAAGUAAAAACAAUCCUUACAGUAAACCCUGUCACCAAGGUAAAAGAAAAGCUUUAAAAUAGUGUAGCAAGAUCUGCGUAUUCAAUCCUUUUACGUUUCCUAAAAUCAGUGUCAUAAGGUACACACAUGAAUACACACACACACACACACACACACACACGCGCACACACACAUAACUUUUGCAGAGAUUUCCUAUCUCUGCAAAAAGGGCAGAUUAUAACCUUGCACUGAGAAGCAUAUUAGUAUACAAGUUUUGUCUCUCUUCAUCUCCUUCUGUAGCAGGACCCUAGGCCGCAUAUACUUCUAAAAGGGUUAAAUUCAUCUGCCCAUCCUAUGCUACUUACUCAAAAUCUCUUUAAAAUAUCACCAUAGGAAAAAAACCCAAACAAACAAUAAUAACAACAAUAACAAAAGCAUCGCAAGCUCCCUGACAUGACCGAUAGAAAGCAUAAAAAGAGCACCUGAUAUCUUUAGGUGACAAGUCACUCAGUCACCUUUAAAAAUGAUGACAGUCAUGCAAGAAUGACUUAUCUCAGCUUAUCUACAUUAUCUACUUAAAUAUAAGCCUACCACUGUGCAGUGAGUCUUCCCUCCAACCACCACCACCUCAUGUAGCACUAGCUGUUCCUGAAUUCAUUGUAUAGACCAGACUUGCCUAAAAUUCAAGGGUCUGUCUAUUUCUACUUCCUGAGUGCUGGGAUUAAAGGCAUGUGUGCCACCACACCCAACUUAUUUAGCAGUUUUUGACCCAAGGGAAGAAAUGACAGCUCGCUCUAGGGCUUUAAACAAAUCAAUGACUAACUGAAGAAACAUCACAGAGACAUUGAAUCCAUUCUGGGCUUCAAUUUUUCCAUGCAAUGCUAAUAUUCCUCUGACAGCAAUAGAGACUAAAAAUGAUAUCUUCAUUUGUUUUCCAACUCCUUAAAAUAAUGACCCUGUUUGAACAGGGCCCUUGAGUGUAGUUCCUGAUGGAGAACUGAAUGACAUAUUAUAAAACACUUUCUUUGGAAAGUUAGGAAGAGGCAGAGUCAUUCAAACCCAAUUCAGUCUCCUGUUCUUCUAUCAACACAGGUUAAGCCAAUAAAAAAGAGAAAGGAAAUAAAAAACACACCUGUUGCACAGCCUCCAGACACUUGAACAAAACUGGAGUGGCUAGAGAACCCAGGAAAGACACACAACACUGAAGUCUGGGAUCUGAUGUCUCUCUGCUGGAGAAGCCACAGUGCCCUGAAGCUCAGCAUGAUAUGCAGAGCUGAGCAGAAAGGCGGGGUUAUUGUUCAUAGCUGAACAAGGAGACAGGGAUAGAUACAGAUAAAGAAGCAGGGUUUAUUUAUGGACUAUAGCUGAAUCAAAAGGAUAGGCUCAGCUAAUUUCACCAAGAGGAGCCUCUCCAGGUGGGCAAUCUCCAGGCUGUAACAUCAGGGGAUAGAGAGAGUUAGGGUGGACAUUUUCUGCACACACUAUCAGCAACCCCACAGGGACCAAGAGGAAAACCUGCCAUUUCUCUCUGAGCAUCGCUCUGGGGAGCAGGUAAACUUUACCAUUUCCUCUAUUGGACUGAUCCCAUGCCAACAGCUCACAGUCACUCAGGAACCUAUUCACGGAAGCUUGGUAAUAAAAUUGUUACACAGCAAUUCUCUAACUUAAUGAACUCAUAUCAUCCUCACUAUCCCCCCCCGCCCCCCGGUGGUGGGGGUGGUGGAAGCCUGAUAUUCUCUUCCGUGGAAAACAAAUCAGUGUACUAGCGAUUGUUAUUAACAAAUAUGUAAAUGUUCUACCUGAUAUGUUUGGCUUUAUUCUUUACCAAUUUAAGGAUGAAAAUACACAGAAACAAUUCACCCAAACUAUCUUAUUUCAUAACGAUAAGAAAGUAAUAGCGCUAUUAUCCACUUAUCAGUGAGUGCAUAUCAUGUGUGUUCUUUUGUGAUUGGGUUACCUCACUCAAGAUAUAUCUUCCAGAUCCAUCCUUUUGACGAAGAAUUUCAUAAAUUUAUUGUUUUUAAUAGCUGAGUAGUACUUCAUUGUGUAAAUGUACCACAUUUUUCUGUAUCCAUUUCUCUGUUGAGGGACAUCUGUGUUCUUUCCAGCUUCUGGCUAUUAUAAAUGAGGCUGCUAUGAACAUAGUGGAGCAUGUGUCCUUAUUAGCUGGAAUAUCUUCUAGGUAUAUGCCCAGGAGAGGUAUUGCUGGAUCUUCCAGUAGAACUAUGUCCAAUUUUCUGAGGAACCACCAGAAUGAUUUCCAGAGUGUUUGUACCAGCUUGCAAUCCCACCAACAAUGGAGGAGUGUUCCCCUUUCUCCACAUCCUCGCCAGCAUCUGAAUUUUUUAUGUUAGCCAUUCUGACUGGUGUGAAGUGGAAUCUCAGGGUUGUUUUGAUUUGCAUUUCCCUGAUGAUUAAGGAUGUUGAACAUUUUUUCAGGUGCUUCUCAGCCAUUCAGUAUUCCUCAGGUGACAAUUAUUUGUUUAGCUCUGUACCCCAUUUUUAAUGGGGUUAUUUGAUUUUCUGGAGUCCGGCUUCUUGAGUUCUUUGUAUAUUGGAUAUUAUUCCCUUAUUGGAUUUAGGAUUGGUAAAGAUCUUUUCCCAAUCUGUUGGUGGCCUUUUUGUCUUAUUGACAGUGUCUUUUGCCUUACAGAAGCUUUGCAAUUUUAUGAGGUCCCAUUUGUCGAUUCUCAAUCUUACAGCAUAAGCCACUGCUGUUAUGUUUAGGAAUUUUUCCCCUGUGCCCAUAUCUUUGAGGCUUUUCCCCACUUUCUCCUCUAUAAGUUUUAGUGUCUCUGGUUUUAUGUAGAGUUCCUGGCCCUGGCAUUCCCCUGUACUGGGGCACAUAAUCUUUGCAAGACCAAGGGCCUCUCCUCCCAAUGAUGGCCGACUAGGCCAUCUUCUGCUACAUAUGCAGCUAGAGACACGAGCUCUUGGGGAACUGGUUAGUUCAUAUUGUUGUUCCUCCUAUAGGGUUGCAGACCCCUUCAGCUCCUUGGGUACUUUCUCUAGCUCUUCCAUUGGGGGCCCUUUGUUCCAUCCAAUAGAUGACUAUGAGCAUCCACUUCUGUAUUUGCCAGGCACUGGCAUAGCCUCACAGGAGACAGCUAGAUCAGGGUCCUGUCAGCAAAAUAUGUUGGCAUAUGCAAUAGUGUCUGGGUUUGGUGGUUGUUUAUGAGAUGGAUCCCUGGGUGGGGCAGUCUCUGGAUGUUUCUUCCUUCCGUCUCAGUUAUGAACUUUGUCUCUGUAACUCCUUCCAUAGGUAUUUUGUGCCCCGUUCUAAGGAGGAACGAAGUAUCUACCCUUUGGUCUUCCUUCUUCUUGAGUUUCAUGUGUUUUGCAAAUUUUAUCUUGGGUAUUCUAAGUUUCUUGGAUAAUAGCCACUGGGGGAGGCUAUAGGGGACUUUUAGGAGGUCAUUUGAAAUGUAAGUGAAGAAAAUACUUAAUUAAAAAAUUGUUUUUGAAAAAAAAGAUAACCUAAAAAAAAAGAAAUAGCACAGAAAUUUCAGAUAUAUACUUGCCUCGUUGUAGACAUAUUGCUAUUUAUAUGAAUGUGCUGAGAGUAAAAGUACAGAAUAAUUACAACUUUCAUGAUAGAUAUGCCUCAGUGUGUAUUUUAGUUGGAAUCUUGACUCCUAUGAGUAAAGCAGGUCAAACCAUCACCACCUCCACCAGAUUUUACGCUUUGGGAUGGAUAAUCUGAUGGGCUUUUUCCUGAGAGAGAAGGGCUUCAUUUCAGCUGAUAGAGUUUUGAUACUAUGCUAAGACACUUUUGUUUAUGUUUUAGCUCAUCCUGCCCUUUCUACUGGUAUCUUUACAGAUAGGGAUGUUCUUCAGUGCUCACAGAAGAAGAAAACUGUAUCAUGUUUAGGAACAGCUGCCAUAGGAGAAGCUACGCCAACCCUUCACAUCAGUGUAGUUAUUUUAUUUGAACACAGAAAGCUGCCUGUCUUCUGGUUCUUUUCUGUGAAUCACAAUAUACAAAUGCAAAGACAAUGAAGUCUUAGUGUUAUUUUCUAAAAUUGAGGCUUUAGUCUAUAACAGAAUUCUAUUCUCCAUAUCUAGGGGCCACAUAUAAUAGAUAACUUGAGAACUGAAGUUCAACCCAGUUUCAUAAUGAUUCAAGUCCCUCUGACCACAUAGCUGAAGAAUUGAUGAGAUUGUUAUGUCAGAAAGAAAUGUUAUCUGGCUUAGUAUUUCACAAACAGGAACAAUAAAUGGACAAAGUAUAUGGGCUAGUCCUGGCAUAAAAUAAACAGAUGGAGACAUUCUUGGAUUAACUGGGGAAGUGGGGCAUGUGAUAAUGGUGAGAAUGGAGAAAAGAAAGCGAGGGACACAGGAGGGGCUGCAGAGGGGAAAGGGAAGGGGAGUGAUGUAAUUAUAUUUUAAUAUUUAAUUUUUUCAUUAAUAAUAAGAGAAAAUCAGGCGCUAUGUUUUACCGUGUGUCUGAUUGUGUUUCUUUUCUAUGACCUCAUCCUUAUGCGACGAGGAUAUUAAUUGCAACGUAUUGUUUAAUUACUUUCCCUUUGGGUCCCAUCUGCCUUAGCAUACUGAAUUGAAAUCUAUAAAUAUUUUAGUGAUAUUUUUAUUAAAUAUAAUGGCUCUCAUAGAUUAUAGCUUUUAUUCUAGCCAUAUACUAUUUUGGAGAAAUGACUUUUCCAAUCACUGAAACAAAAUUAAAAGAAACCCUAAGGCUCAACUUUUUUUUUUCAAAUGAAAGUUGUAGAAUCACUGUAAAUAAUCAGAGUAUAAGAAUUUGUUUAAAAAUGGUGCCUAGGGAGACAGCCCAGUGGGAAGACCUGAUUUGGAACCCCUGGCACCAGUGUAAAAAACCAGGCAUCAGUGUGUGUCUGUUACCUAAAUGAUGAGUAAAGACAGGUGGCUCCCAGGAGUUCACUAGCCAGAGAGCCAUGUAGAGGGACUUGAAGGAAUUAAGACAGACUGAUGAGAAAGCCACUAGAACCCACCUUUGGUCUUUGCAUGCUCAUUUCCACGUGUGCCCAUGUGAAUGAACCACAUACAACAUAGGCAUACAUACAACUUUUAAGAAUAUUUAAUUAAAAUAAAUUACAUCAGUUACCUUUUCUUUUACUCCUUUUAACCCCCCCCCUUCUUCUAUCACUGAUCAAAACUAAUAGCUUCUUUUUUGCAUAACUAUAGUUAUAUAUGCACAAGCACACGUACACACACGUAUGGAUGGAUGGAUGUAUAAAUGCAUAUAUAAAUAAACAGUGUGAUUCCACUUAGUGUUGCUUCUGUGUAUAUGAUUUCAAGGGUGACCACUUGGUAUUGGUAUUGGACACUAAUUAAGGGGCUGCUAAAAAAAAGUAUUUCUUCCUUUCUCAGCAACCAUGAGUUCUUUUUCAGGGGUUGGACUCAGUGAUGUUUCCCCCUAUCCACAACAACAAGUCUGUUAGUACUGUCAUUGGUCCAGUUUUGUUUAGGCAGCCAUACUCUUGAGGUAUCAUGGGUGUAGCUUCCCUACCAUUUCUAUGAGUUACAAUCUCACCAAAGACUUUAUAUCUGCUGGCUCAUAUGGCCUUUCUGUCCCCUUUUUGCAUAAUGUUCCCUGAGCCUUCAAUGCAGAAAUAGUGUUGUACAUGCAUCUGUUGGAAUUGGGCUCUGUUAAGACAGUUGAUUUUUGCAAUAUGAGCAAUUGUAGUUUUCUCUGAUGAUUUCUGAUUAAUGACAAUAAGAGCAUCUUUGGUGUGGAUUGGGAGCUCUAUAUACCUGUGCAUAUAAGAAUGGGUUUUAGAGAGAAUUUGGAAUUGGGCUUGCUAGUACAGUUAUAGUAGCAGACUUCAGUCUAAGAGCUAAGAAGCCACAAGGGUAGUUUGGUUUUUUUUAUUAGAUAUUCUCUUUAUUUACAUUUCAAAUGUUAUUCCUUUUCCUGGUUUCCCCUCCAAAAACUUCUUAUCCCAUUCCCCCUCCUCCUACUUCUAUGAGGGUGUUCCUCUGUUUCCUCUUGUUGACUGAACCUGAAGUUCAAUUAAGUGGUUGCUGGUUAUUGCUAAGAUAUAAGUGCCACUAUUGCACUAUUAGGGACAUCUUGCCAUGGAGGUCAUUGUUGGAGUUCAGAGGCAGCACAGCUGGAUAGAAGUAGUGAUUACUUCUCUCCCUUUCCACACCUUCAGGUACUGUGAAACGUAGACCACAGUAGAAGGCUUUCAGAUUCAACCAGCUCAAAUCUUCUAAAUCCUGUUAACUGUUUUACAAACUUCUGUUUAAAAGCAGUUGAAAUUUACCUUAGGUCUUUUCAAAUCAGAGACAAUGUCCAAAUACAGCAUCUUGGUCACCAAGCCUGUUGCCUGUAAUAUUUUAGUUGAUAUCUCUAGAAUGCCUGCUCUUUUCUGAAAGCAAAUGUAAGAAGUGCAGAUCUGGAUAAGAGGAGGAAGUCAGGGGAUUGUGAGGUGUGGAUGGAGGGGAAACUGAGUUAGGGAUGCAAUGUAUGAAAGAAGAAUGAAUGAGUGGAUAAAUAAAUAAAUAAAUAAAUAUCCCUCUAAAGUUAUACAACCUGGCCAGAGAUUUUCAAGUCAAGACUAUCUUUUGUAAUAGGGUUCCUAUUAGCCACACAGACAUAUAACUACAUAUUAAUUUUGUACAGAUAAAAUCAUAUGUAUAUUUAUUUUGUGACCCUCUCUUCUCCUCGGAGGCUGUUGUUCACCAGGCAACAAGGAUGCUCAACUUUAUUUGAGGUGAACAAGGACUAUAUAGAUCUUGGGUAGUGGUUAGGGAGUUCCAAGGUGGAUAUAUGUUAUUGGCAAGGGCAGAGGCCUGGGAAUAUUUCAUUUACAUAAAGAUGAACUCCAAGAACCUGCUGGGCAGGUUCUUAUCAGGAGACAAGAAGUUGAAGCUGUAAUCUGGCCAUAUGAGAAGAAUUGAUUAGUCAUUCAAGUACCUAACUUUUAUAUGGCAGGAGGGGUAAGCAGAACUUAAGUGUUGAACCAUGAAGAGCUUGCAUGAAGUUUUGUGCAGGGUAAUCCUUUAGAUAAGGUCAGGCACCUGUCCUUAGAGACACUCUCCAAACAAGAUCAGGCAGAGUAGCAUAAGCUCCACUGAGAAAGGGAGCCUCUGUUUCACACUGGGCUCAGAGCACAUCUGAGGAUAUGGUGGACCUUCAUGGUAGGGUCUUCCCACAUUGUUUUAAGGGUUUAGUGAGAUAUUAUUAUUUUUAUUUCAUCCUCGAUUGUUGUUGUCGUUUGUAAAUGUAUCCUGUAUUCACCAGAUGCAAUUGUCAUUUUGGAGGCUUACUGCUGAUGAAGCUUAACUUUUCCAAUUCUUUCUGAAUUUUGGCUGGCUGGUUCAACUCAGCUGUUCUGGCUCAAACUUUUCUCCAAACUGACUGACUCUAUCCUGCUUCUCUAAGCUUCUAACUAAAUUCCUCUGCUUAGCCUUGUACUAACUUUGGUAAUAUGUUCUAAUCUUGCUCCUUCUGAUUCUCUGGCUCAUUCUGUCUUCACCUGUGUCUAACUUGUUCUCUAUCCCCUGUCUUUGUAAAACUGUUUAGGUAAAACUGCUACACACAUACUACUAUCACCUCUGUCUACCUUGUUAUCGCUCCCUCCACUGCUCUUAAGUAGCCUCUCUUUCCUAUGCUGUUCUUGUGAGAGAUGGACAUAUCCUUCUUCUGUUUCAUUCUGUCAAGUCUUUCACUGAUUCAUCACUUUGUCUGCCUCUCAAUCAGACAUCUCUUUCAAUCAUGGUUGCUCCCUUCAACAAGCUAGCCCUAGUUUCAUUAUCAGGAUUGAAAGGUGCAUAGAGAGCAUGUCUAUAUUCCAACCAGAUCUCACAGACCUAGGAGGUCUUUGGAUGUAAUUCCUUGCCAGAGCAGCCACAUUACUGGAUUAAAAUUUUUCUAUAGCUAGCUUCUCUCUCCAAAUCAGAAGUUUAUGCAGACAUUAUCCAUCACUAAUAUGUAUAAUCUUCUGAAUAUUUCUCAUUUCUGCUGUAAGUGGGCUAAUAUUCUCAUAUAUAUGUAUAUCCAUAUAUAUAUUACACAUAUCAUCACACACUUAACUAUAUAAUUUAUUACAGUUGAUGUUUGUCAUUUUAUACCUUGGAACAAUACAUCCAAAUCAUCUUUAGAAAAUGAAACUAUGUAAUUUCUUAUAAUAAUUUUAUAUACUAUAAUUCUAUAGGAUAAAACAGUUUAUGUUUUCAUGACAUGACAUUGUACUAUUCUGUAACUAAUACAUUUAUACUCUUAUUCUAAUUUCAUUCCACUCUGAGUGACACUGAAGCAAAUAUACCUUAUACAUUCUUAUUAGAUAUUUUCUUUAUAUACAUUUCAAAUUUCAAAUGCUAUCCCAAAAGUCCCCCAUACCCCCCCCCCCGACUCCCAUACCCAUCUACUCCCACUUAUUGGCCCUAGCAUUCCCCUGUAUUGGGGCAUAUAAAGUUUGCAAGACCAAGGGUCCUCUCGUCCCAAUGAUGGCCGACUAGGCCAUCUUCUGAUACAUAUGCAGCUAAAGACAUGAGCUCCAGGGGUACUGGUUAGUUCAUAUUGUUGUUCCACCUAUAGGGUUGCAGACCCCUUUAGCUCCUUGGGUACUUUCUCUAGCUCCUCCAUUGGGGGCCCUGUGAUCCAUCCAAUAGCUGACUGUGAGCAUCCACUUCUGUGCUUGCUAGGCCCCGGCAUAGCCUCACAAGAGACAGCUAUAUCUGGGUCCUUUCAGCAAAAUCUUGCUAGUGUAUGCAGUGGUGUCAGCAUUUGGAGGCUGAUUAUGGGAUGGAUCCCUGGUGUGCACACUUUGCCCCUUCUUAUACAUUUUAUUGAUAGUUUUAUCUGAUAAAUAGAUUUCCAGAUGAGAGAUUUCAGAUUGUCAGUAAUUUUAAUAUUAAUAGCUAUUGUUUGGCAAAGAAGAAUGCUAAUACUUAACUGUCCAACCUUCAGGAACAGGGGGAUUAUGUUUUAUUCUCAUUUCUUCCAGCUUAGCAGAUGUAUUUAUGGUCAUUUUAAUGACAUUUCUUUGGCUGAAUACACAGUAUGUGUGGAUAUCUUCAUUAAUGAAUUUCCUGUUUAUAUAUUUUUAUUUCCCAUUUUAUAGAAACUGUAGUUUAUGUAAACUACAGAUGUCAGGGCUUUAUCUGACAAAGAGACUUCAAAUUGCUCCUGUUUUCAAUCCAUUCGUUUUACUUAGUGGAUCUUUUUGACAUGUUUUUUUGCUAUUGUUUUAAACAGCCUUUGAUUUACCAACAAUUCUGAUGCAGUAAAAGGCUUGUUCUUUGUUUCUAAAAGGUCUCAUUACAUCUUCUGACUUUGUUUCAUUGGUUUUGUUGUACUUUGCUAUGUGAUUAAAAAGAAAAUGCCAUCAACUGUAUAAAACCUGUUUUUUACUCUGAUAUCUUACAUUUUUGUAUUUUUAAAAAUUAAGGUAAACUACAUACCAUAAGGUAACAUAUUCAAGAAAUUUAAUAAUAAGCACAUUAUAUAUUGCAAUUCGCAUGUUGUAUCCAACAUGCAAAGCAAAUUCAAAAUUUCAUUCUCUCUCUUGCAUGCAGUUAAUCCUAAGUGAAGAAAACAGUCUGUGCUCUGUCUGUUAUCAGUCACAACUCCAGAGCUUUUGCCUGCAUUCUGUCCUUCUCUGCCACCAGCACCUAAGGCUACCCUUUCUUGGUUUCUUUCUUAAUAUUAUAAUAUAGGUACACUUUCUGCUGGCAGGGGAUAGAAAGCUAAUAGCUUUCCUAGUCUCAACUCUGUCAUAGUUUUUAUUUUUCCUUUGUGUGUGUGUGUGUGUGUGUGUGUGUGUGUGUGUGUGUGUGUGUGUGUGUGUGAUGGAAAGAUAUUGAUAUGAGGAGAGGCAGUUUCCUGUGAGUUUUAAUAUAAAAUGUAUAUUUUACACCCUGUUCUUUAGCCAAAAUUCAUCAGAUAUGGUUGUUUAUUUCCAAUUACUUCUGAUUUUGUGGCUAUAUUUUUCAGUUACUUUUUUAUUUCUCCUUUUCUUAUGAUUUAUGUCUGAGUUAUGGAUGAUAACACUUCUGCUUUUGAGCCCAAUCUGAGUGCAGGGUUUUUUUGUUUUUGUUUUAUUGCCCUGCAUUGGAAUUGAUUCCCCUGGUUUAGGAAAACUAGAAUGUUAGAAUGGAUUUAUUUUGCUUAACAUAUGCACACUCACCCUAGGCUGAUGCGCGGGAUGCCUUUUAGAAAUAAGAAUAAGAAGGUUGCCCUUGGGAUAGUCAGAAGUAAUCCACAGCACUCAAUUAUCUCCAGCAAUGUGUUUAUAGUUACUAUACGAGAAAACAGAGUUAAGCCAGUGCUCAGAAUAUUCUGAUGUGUUACAACUUCUGUCAUCGACUACCAUACAGUUCCCAGAAACUGCACCGUGGAAAGUUUACUAAAUUGGUGAUAGGCCUAAGGGGCAGGGUUUUAUGUCAAGUCUAGCAAAAUCUAGUCUGAAUUAAAAAAAAAAAAAAAAAAAAAAAAAAAAAAAAAAAAAAAAAACUAAACCCCAGGGAUUACAAUCUCAUUUAAUUCACAAAUCUGAGGCAGUUUACAAAGCCAGGCUCCUCUGAAUGAAAUCGAGUCUAGGUAUUUCUAAGGAAGAACUUUCUCCGUGAUUGAAAGUUCUCAGCUAGGCUGAGAAGAUGGUUCAGUAGAUAAAAUGUUUGCUAUGCAAGCAAAAUGACUCGACAUCAUCAAACUUUUCCAAAUAAUUCUCAUUUACUUUCCUAAUGGAAGAAAGAGGGAAUUGCCCUCCCUUUUGUGUCAUGAUUUUUUUUUACGUGGAUUAUGUAGUUCCACCAACUUGUAAAGUUGAAAAGAACUGCUGGAACAUACACGUGGGAUUCUGCCUUGUUAGUAGAUGUAGAAAUAGGCAGAGAUCUAACAGCACCUACAAAGGCUAGUGUGCCAGGUAACAGUCAGUACAUUUUAUGGGGAAGGAAUCUGAUUUAUGAGACAACAAGUCUCUUUUGUGAAGAUAUUUUAUAACAAGUUGAACAAUUGCCAGUAUAGGUUUACUUGUACUACAAAAGUAUUACAUAUUUAUAAUAUUUAAAUCUAUAAUAUAUAAAUAUUAUAAUAAUUUUAUUGUCAUCUAUCUGGAUACUGAGGAAAGCAUAGCCCCUGGGUACAAAAUAAAGAGAACAUCUACUUGAGACCUUGAUCCUUUAUUAUCUACAAAAUCAAUUACUAAAUAUUAUAAUACUGCUAGUAACUUUAGAAGUCAACUUGAAAGACAACUAAGCAAAAAUUGUUAAGUAAAUUCUGAUCGAAGCUUGGAAUCUUAGUUCUUCCACUGAGCCCUCUAAUUGUUGGAUCUUAUCUACUGUAUUUGUUAAAUAGGACUCCUGAAAUCCUGUUAGUUUACAUAAUGUUGAAGAAAUUUGGUUCUGAAAUUUAGCAUGUGAGAAAUCUUUCUGGGAUCAUAAAACUUGAUUCAAAUUCAAGAAAGCAUUUGGGGUGCAAGGUCACACUUUUUGUCAUUGCCUCUGUCACCUGGUAGAUUGCAUUUCUCUGUCCUUACUCUGUGAACAGGAUUAGGUCAUCUACAAUCAAUUCAUUUAAAAAAAAAACUAUUUGCAGAAGGGGCUACAAUUACACUCUUCUCAUUCCUUCCUGUACUAUUUCUCUCCAUUAAUUAUACAGGGAUGAAAGAGGAAGGUUCAGAAUCUGACCUUGAAGCUGAUGGUCCUACUUAUAGCUCCCAGAAAUCCUAAUGGUUUCUAGAGUUCCUUUGAGGCCACAUCUCAGGAAUGUGAUGAGAGCAUGUAAAUAUGAAGCAGAUUCUCUUCUGCCCACACAUCACCCACACCCACGCUCCACACUGUUAACCCCAUCUUCAAUGAGUCCUUUUGAAGUUUAAGUGUACCUCUAAACAGAAAAUAUCCCAGAAGUGGUGCAAGUUGGGGUGUAAAUGGAAGGCAGAGAAUAUGGGAUGAGCAUGUUUUUGAUUUUUAAGUCAUCGUAGAUGAGGCAAAACUGCUUCAGGACUUGCUGCUUUGUUAGCCAUGUCUAAGUAUCUAGGAUAGGGUUUUGUUUAAGUAAUACAAGCUAUGUACUAAAUGCUUGCAGGUUACAUGCAAUACAUUAAUGUAUUAUCCCAGUAUUUAUAAAUGUUUCCACAUUUCUGAAUUCACAACCCUCUAAUUUCCCCAACGGUCUGUCAAGGAAUGAUGGACUUGUGAAUUAAAAUAAGUUCUUGUUUUUAUCAGCUACAUGGAGGGAGAAUACAACAGUAGAUAUCAAAGCAAUUGGAGCUUCACACUAGGGUAAUUGAUGUGUACAUGUAGUGCUAAACCUACUUAAGGGUUCACUUAUCAUAAUCAGUGGUUAAAAUGUAGCAAUCGACAUGUAUCCACCAAGGAAACAUAAAAAGUGUGUGUUUCCUAUUUCUUAGUGCCUAACUGUAGAAAUGAUGUAAGAUGGAGUGACCUAGAGAUUACAUAACACAUUAUGUUAAGACAUUAGCUUCCACAAAGAAUAAAGUGUAAGGUUCAUGGGCUCACAGGUUGCUAAAGAUUUAUCAAUGCCCACAUAAAAACCGCAGUUCAGGACAUGCUAUCAAGUAGUAAAGCUGUACUCUAGGGCAGAGACUUAAGAUUUAAUAUAUUACUUGCAUAAUGUGUUUGAUAAUCAUGCUGGAGGUUUAGUACUUCAUAGGGAGUUGCUAAUUUGUGUUUUGAUUAAUCCUAAUUUGUCAAGAUUUAAGUAUAUUUAAUGACCCAGAGAAUUUCCCUAGGACAUUUCCUAAUGACAGUUAACGCAGAUACCAAAGUUGUCUAUAUGAUUAAUCUGCUAUUUAGGGAACCAUUUGCCACAGUCAGGCUGCCUUGUAAAUGUGUUCUCUGUUCAGCCUGCCUUUGGAAAUGUUCUCUUCUAUGGAAACGCUGGCUGAAGUGAAUGGAAAGCCACUGGUUAGAACAUACAGUAGCCUCCAUGAGCCUACAGGUUACAGGGUAGAUGUUGUGUGUUAGGGAAUAUGUUUGGUUUCUUUCAUAAAAUAAAUUCAGUGGUUUGAAACAUAUGAAAGAAGGCUAGGAAGUGUUUGGGGUAAAAAAAAAAUACGUUAUUGACACUCUUAAACAGAAUCUGGAAAAUGUACUCAUCAUGACAAUAUUUCUCAGAGAUAGAAAGCAGCAAAUGCUGAAUCUUUUGUUUCAAAUCUAAGGGAAGAGUAACAGUUUGCUGACAACAUACUAUGAAAAUUACCUUGAUUUGGAAAUAUUUUUCUAUGAGGUAAAAUUUUAUUAAGGAAAUAAAUACCUCUCUUAUCUUCAUGAAAAAUGUUAUAAUGAUGACAUGUUAAAACAUUUCUGUUAACAAUUUUCCUGAUUACAUGUACUUUUUCACUCAAAAUACCACUAAUUAAAACCUACUGCCUUAAUUAGGAUUACCAUGGCUGUGAUGAAAUACCAUGACAAAAAGCAAGCUAAGAAGAACAGAAUUUACUUGACUUACCCUUCAAAAUCACUGUUCAUCAUUGAAUGAAGUCUAGACAGAAAUCAAACAGGGCAGGAAUCUGGAGGCAGGAAUUAGACACAGGGGCCAUGAGGGGUGUUGUUUAUUGGCUUGCUCCUCAUGGCUUGUUAAACCUGCUUUCAUAUAGCACCAGCCCAGGAACAGUACCACUCACAAGGUAUGGGCCCUCCCACAUCAAUCACUAAUUGAGAACAUGCACUAUAGGCCUGCCUAUAGCCCCUCUUAUUGAAAUGUUUUUCUCCUCUCUGAUGACUUUAGUUGUGCCAAGGUGAUAUAAAACUAGACAGGACACCUAUGAUAUAGUUUCUUAAUAAUAUUAUCAUCAGAAUAGAUCAAACUUCUUUUUCAUAGUGGCCCAAUAUGUACUAUUGAGUGUUUUAUUGGUAUUGAUGUAAAAACUUAUAUAGAGGAUUGUAUUAGUCAGGGUUCUCUAGAGUCACAGAACUUAUGGAUGGUCUCUAUAUAGUAAAGGAAUUUAUUGAUGAUUUACAGUCUGCAGCCUAAUUCCCAACAAUAGUUCAGUAGUAGCUGUGAAUGGAAGUCCAAGGAUCUAGCAGUUACUCAGUCUCACACAGCAAGCAGAAGGAGCAAGAGCAAUACUCCCUUCUUCCAAUGUCCUUAUAUUGUCCCCAGCAGAAGGUGUGGUCCAGAUUAAAGGUGUGUCCCACCACACCUUUAAUCCCAGAUGAGAGGUGUAGCCCAAAUUAAAGGUGUGUUCCACCACACCUUUAAUCCUGGAUGACCUUGAAUUUGGAGAUCUCCCUGUCUUAAUCUUCUGGAAUCCAUAGCCACUAUGCCUCAAGAUCUCCAUACCAAGAUCCAGAUCAGAAACUUCUAUCUCCAGGUCUCCAAAUAAGGGUCGUUGGUGAGCCUUCCAAUUCUGGAUUGUAGUUCAUUCCAAAUAUAGUCAAGUUGACAACCAGGAAUAGCCACUACAAGGAUUUACUAAUUUAAAACUUUAUAUCAUUUUGAAUAGUAUAUAUAUCAAGUGAGAAGCAUUAGGCCUGUAUCAGCUCCAGCCUCCACUCAGCUGUAUUGCUGUAAUGCUUAUUCAGUAUAAGUACAAGUAACAAGAAGCUGUCGUCAUGCCAUCAAGAAUGUAUUAGAAUAUACAACUAUUAGGGAAACUACCAUGAAAUCAUAUGCCUCUGAAUUAAUUACUGAUCACAUUUCAUAGGUCUUCAUAAGGUAACGAUUUUUCCCUCCCUUUUUUUAUGUGACUUUAAUGAUAUUACCAUAUUAUUAAUGAAUUCUUUAUGUUCAAAGAUCUUUAUGUUUGGAGUCCUCAAGCAAUAAACUUUAAAAAAAAACUUAUAUAAUAAUCACAGCAAGUGCAUCACACUUAAAUGAGAAAAUUCUCAUACAAAUUAUUAUUUUAUUAUGAGAAUCACAGAUUUUUAUUCACAUAUUCAAAUAAAGAGAAGGCAAGACACACAUGGCUUUAUGUCAUAUAUGAUAGAAGUAUAUGGUUCCUUCUAACACAGAGCAGACUUUUCUGCAACUUUUCAAAGUCUUAAAAUUUUGUCCUACAGUAGAAGGAUUAGAAACUUGAGAUUAGGACUUCAACUCAACCUCAAUGGUAAAUGGCCAUUGUAAUUACAAAUGCAUGCCACAAAUGUCCUACUUUAACAGGAGACAAGUGUGGCCAAUUCUGAUUAGAUCUGUGAGAAUCAUGUUUAAACCGCCAUGAAGAACUAGGUAGGUACAUUUUCAGAACAUGUUUUAUUCAUUAUGAUUCUUUUUAGCAUAGCAUUUGGUGCUAUUUAAGUAUUAAUGUAAGUAAAUCCAUGAAUGAAUAUGUGCUAAAAAAAAAAAAAAA
Messenger RNA from Mus musculus (house mouse), 23620 nucleotides. RefSeq names its product potassium voltage-gated channel, subfamily H (eag-related), member 7 (gene Kcnh7). The transcript has 8 exons. The record is from RefSeq and is a predicted model, not a curated record. Gene Ontology annotation, biological process: potassium ion transport; monoatomic ion transport; transmembrane transport. NCBI's taxonomy places the organism in Eukaryota, Metazoa, Chordata, Mammalia, Rodentia, Muridae. Gene Ontology annotation, molecular function: inward rectifier potassium channel activity; heme binding; voltage-gated potassium channel activity. Gene Ontology annotation, cellular component: plasma membrane; membrane. Bases 560 to 2752 code for a protein of 730 amino acids.